This is a messenger RNA of Misgurnus anguillicaudatus (oriental weatherfish), 7940 nucleotides long. It is a transcript of the gene crybg1b, whose product is annotated as crystallin beta-gamma domain containing 1b. NCBI's taxonomy places the organism in Eukaryota, Metazoa, Chordata, Actinopteri, Cypriniformes, Cobitidae. The record is from RefSeq and is a predicted model, not a curated record.
AUGCUUCAGCUUAUACAACAGUGGGAAUCAGUCGGAACAGGUCUGAACAUGAACAUUAAUGAUUAUGGUGAGCUGAUAUUUUCAUCUCUGAAUACGACUGCAGAGAGUCCACAAGAGCGAAGCCCAGGGGUCUUUAGUCGUAUCGGCAGCUGGUUGUUGUGGGGUUGGGGCAGCCCAUCGCCGAGUGGAGAUGUGUCAUCAUCCAAAACACAACAAAACAGUCAAGAAGAGGCAUCAGACGAGGACAGCAGAGAAAACAGCUCACCUGCCCCCGCCACUGAGAGAAACCAUUGUUCAGCAGUAGAGGAUCACACCCCUGUCCCAUCAGAGAUAAGCCCCUCCCUUACCUGGAAUGCCAAACAUUUGAGAAUCGAUUCUGCUGGAGGGGGAGGGUCGAGGGGUCAAACCUCUCAGGUGUAUCUGGAGGAGACCGGUGAAGACACAGAUCUUCUCUUUCACUCCAACAUAAAACACAGCAAAAACAGUCAAUCACUUAAGAGAAGAGAGCCAAAUAUCUCUCUCUCAGAACCAGCAUCACAGGUUGACCUCCUUGACCAAGAGGAGCCAGACCAAAUGGGCCGGAGAAGGUCUGGAAGGAAGAGGAGGGGCUCUCAGGGAGAUGGGGGCGGGGCUCAUUCAAAAUCACCAACCACGAGUCAGCCCAGCAGCCCUGCAAUAACCAGUUGUGCAAGAAGCCCGGAGACACUGUGGGCUGAGUCAGCGUUUGAGGAGGCGCCAAAAACCGUUCGCGAAUGCUCCCGAGGGGAAGCGCCAAACUCACCUGAAGCAGGUAGCUACGAAGAUACAGUACAAACAGAAUGGGCAGAAGCACACCUGAGUGAGGACACCGUUGAACCCUUGGACUCGCCGGACGACCCUGUCCGCAACACGUUGACCUCUGCUACUGAUUUAGACAUGGAUGAGGACACUGUUGUCAGACUGACAGAAACUCCUGAGUCCAAACGCAGAAGUGUCAAAGUUUCUCACAGUGAAAAGUUUUUCGCUAAGAAGGUCUUUGUCACCUCUAAGACCCCUACAGAGGAUCAACAUGAGAAGUUUAAGAGAGCCGAAGAAACGACGGACCUUGGCCUGACGAAGACUGAAGACAGGGCAAGAUCUUCAGACAACAGGCAGGAUGGCAAGACGAAGGGCCGAAUUGCAGACAAAAUCAGUAUGUUUGAAGGCCAAGCAACCAGUACAGCUAAGAGCAACACAAACCCAAGGCUUCUCGACAUUGCACCAGGACGAAAUGUGACGAGUCACCUCAAACAGUUUACAGAACCUGCGGAUACACAAGCCGGUUCCACCGUUCCAAAGCAAUCGAUUAAAGAUCGGGCACUGAAUUUCAGCACAGGCCGGAAGGGGGACGAGACGUUUACACUGCCAUCUGGGACGUCGGUGGUAUCUGGGAAAACAUCGAACGGUGGACAUUUAAAGACAGUUGGUUAUACUGAUACAUCUCAGGUUUUACAAUCUACAGCAAAACCAUUUACCAGCAGAGAUAAACCUACGGUUAAACCCAAACCUUCUUCAAGCGCAGACCAAACAGAUUCCAAAUCCCACAAUGCAACAGAGAUUGUUUCUACGUUGUCAAAAAGCACAAUUGGCUUAAUAGUUGAGGAUAAAGAGAGUUGUUUUCUGCCAUCAGUUUCAAAACCAUCUGAUGAGACCCAGCAAGUCAAAUCUCCGACUCGGACCGGCUCAAGAUCCAAAAAGCGAAGAAGCAAAGAUACGGCUCAGCCGCUCAGCCCCACCAGCAAGAACAAACCAGAAUCAGUUCAGGAAGUGAAAGACAUAAAAAGCGAUUCAAUGCCCAAAAUCACCUCAAAACCUUUUACAGAUGAAAAAAACAAAUCUAACAACUCUGUUGAGGAGAUUACAAGUGUAAAACCUAAAGAGCAACCAGAAAUGUUAAGAGCAGCAGAUGUGGUGCAAAACACAGAAAAUACACCAGACACGGACCUAAAGAAGAUAAAAACUUUACAAGCGAAUGCUAAGAGUUCCAAAGAGAUCAAAAGCAUUGAUGAGAAGGAGAGAGAUAAAAGGACUUUCGGCUUUAAAACUAAGACAGUGACCUCCACACCUCAAAUGCAAUCUUCACCACCUUCUAUAUCUGAAGAGAAAAAUGCCCAAACUGAAAAUAGCUACAGUGAGGACCAGACAGAACGAAAACACUCGGAAACCAAAGAGCAAAGGACAAACAGCAACAAAACACCAGUGGUUCAGAAGAGCUCAGAAAGAGAGAGAUUGAAGCACAGAGGCAGGAUUGUAAAGAAACUGUCUGAGGAACUAUUGAAACUAGAUCCACCUGGGACAGGUGAAGAUCGACCAUCAUUCCCAGAUCACCUGAAGGGAUCCAACUACUCUGAGUUAGCCAGUAGCAGCUCCAGGAAGGAUGUCAUGCAGAACAGAGAAAGUGAGACAGAUAUAAAGGUGUUACCUGAGAAACACGCCGCUACAUGCGUGUCUACAACAAGAAGAACCAGUAGCGUAAAAUCAAAUGAGGAACAAACCCAGUCAAAGCCAAGCCACAAAAAUGAUGAGAAAGAUUGUUUGACUGAGACAACAAGUCAGAACAAAAACAAAGACAAUGUGACAAAAACAAUCCACCAAAGCACUAAGAGCAAAGAACAAACGGCAGCAGCCGAUGAGAGAGAUUUAAAGCAGGAGGGAAUCAAAUCCAGCACUGAAACUACAGUCACUCUUAAAACCAACACAAAAAUUACAUCUGUAGUGAAUAGAGAUGUAACAAAAAAGACCUACGGUGAUCAGCAAUCUGGAGAAAACAUACUUUGCUCUAACGAUAAAAAUACAGUUUCUGCAAUACAACCUAACAAAGGGAAUCCUUCUGUCAUUGAGAUGCACACCUCAUUAUCCUCCAGAGCCAAUGAAUUAUUCACAGAGCAACCUGAUCAGGCCGAUGGGAAGACCACUACUAAACCUGCAUUAACAAAUCAGCCACCUUCUAGUUUAUCAGCAUCACUUAAUGAAAAGACCACGCCUCCACCCUCAACUACUAAAAAGGCCACACCUCCACAGGACUCAAUUAAGGAAAAGAUCACGCUCUCACCGGCUUCAUCAGAUAGAACGACCACACAUACUACUGAAACAACUACAGAAAAGGCCACACCUUCACCAGACUCAUUUAAGAAAAAGUACACGCCCCCACCGCCUUCAUCAGAUAGAACGACCACACCUACACCUAAAACAACUAAUGAAAAGGCAACACCUACACUAGCUUCUUCUGAGGAAAAGCCCACACCUCCACCAGCCUUAUUGGAUGUAAAGGCCACACGUCCACCAGACUCAAUUAAGAAAAAGACCACGCUCCCACAGGCUACCUCAGAUAGAACGGCCACACCUACACUUGAAACAACUACGGAAAAGGCCCCACCAGCCUUAUUGGAUGAAAAGACCAUACACUUACCAGCAUCAACUAUUGAAAAGGCCACACCUAAACUAGCCUUAUUGGAUGAAAAGGCCACACCUCCCCCAGCAUCAACUAUUAAAUAUUACACACCUCCUCAGGUUUUAACGAAUGAAAAGAUCACACUUCCACUAGCUUCUUCUAAGGAAAAGCCCACACCUCCACCAGCCUUAUUGGAUGAAAAGACCACACACUUACCAACAUCAACUAUUGAAAAGGCCACACCUAAACUAGCCUUAUUGGAUGAAAAGGCCACACCUCCCCCAGCAUCAACUAUUAAAUAUUACACACCUCCUCAGGUUUUAACCAAUGAAAAGAUCACACUUCCACCAGCCUUAUCAGAAGAAAAGGCCACUCCUCCACCAGCCACAUUAGAAGUAAAGGUCACACCUCCACCAGCUUUAUUAAAAGACAAGGCCGCACCCACACCAGCAUCAACUGUUGAAAAGGUCACACCUCCACCAGCCUCUUCUAAGGGAAAGACUACGCCUUCAGCAGCCUCUUCUGAGGUAAAGGCCACACCUCCACCAGCAUCGACUAAUGAAAGGAACAUUCUUCCACCAGCAUCAACUAUUAUAAAGACCACACCUCCUCAAGUUUCAGCCAAUGAGAAAUCUCCAGCUCUCAUUAGUAUAAAUAAACCUCAAUCUUCAGACCCAGCCACAAGAAAAAAGGAAUUUGUCCUGAAGCCCUUGAUUCUUCCACAGAUCCCCUCUGUACCCGGACGUGUCUCCCUGAGCGGGGACUCUCCAUCCAGCUGGCUGGAUGUGGAACGCCCUGUCAGGCAAAAGCAGUCUAGUCCAGACCCCAAACCAAAGAUGAGCUCUUCCGUCAGUGAAACUGACCUGCUGGAAGCUUCCAGAGAAUUCGACCCAGAUGACUUUCUUGCCAAUGUAAGGAGGUUAGCAAUGCCCUUCACUGUUCCCCAACGCAAAUACAAGCAGAAUCGCCAGCAAGCCCCUCCAUUCGCCAUGCCUCCCAUCAAAGAAGACCACGAGAAACCCUUCGAUCCAGAGGAGUUCAAGUUUGGCCUGAGUAGAAGGAGGGAAUUCAAUUUGAAUCCAAUCACCUCCUCACUAUCCAGGGGUCAAAACUCAGAGGUCAAGGAGGAGGACGACAAGCGUAAACGAAUAAACCCUGAGAGGGAGAGCAUCAUCAAGAGGUCCGUUCUCUUCAAGAGAGCUAAGACUGGGCCAGAGGAGGAAGAAGAAAAAGAUUCAAAUGAAGAGCCAGCAAAAGCCAGGUCUCGUUUGGAAAAGUCUACCAUUCUCAGCAGUCUGCGCAACACCAAAGAAACAAGAAGAAAAGAAUUUUUAAGCCUCACUGAGAGUCCUACAGAUGUGCUGUUGUCAUCCAGCAAUGCUUCUGAAUGUCCACCCUCAGAGACAACACAUCAAAUGCUUAAGUUACCCAAUCAAGACAAAGCAGCUGAAGUUACAGACAGCACAAUCUCUACCCAGACUUACUAUCAGGGUAAUUUAAAACCUGUCAAAGAUGAAGGCCCUCGAAUAACACCUGACCACAAACCAUCUUUGGCUGACCGGACGCUCACCAAGGCUGCUGACCCUUCACCACCCAGUUUACAGAUUAAUCUACAACCUAAAGAUAAUGGGCCUCUCGUGACACCUGACCCCAAAACAAGCUCAGCAGGACCUACAGCCAUCACAGUAACAGACACUAAGGCUCCUCCGAUGCUUCCAUCCUUUGAAGACAUCAAGUUGCCUGAUUACCUGGAGAGGUUUCUGCCAAAGGAGCCUAAAACAGCUCAACCAUCAGACAACAUCCAAUCAUCGGUAUCUAAGGGAAGUGUAUCUGUACCUGGUCUUGUGGCUUUGAACAAGGCUGUUGAUGUUCAGACAACCAACAACGUUCCAGAAUUUCCAACUCCUCCUGUGAGCAUUCCAGUUGCUCGUGGAUUCCAUCGCCGCCCUGGAAAGAUCAUGAUAUUUCAGCAGCAUCAAUUCACUGGUCAGUCAUUUGAGUUCUACAGGGAUGAAGUUGAUGCUACACAUCUACAGCUCUCCAGUGUCAUAUCUAUUAAAGUGAUCAGGGGCUGCUGGAUACUGUAUGAGAAACCAGGAUUUGAGGGGCGAUCAAUCCCUCUAGAAGAGGAAGAGCUUGUGGAAUUACCUAAUGAAUGGGCAGAAGAGGCGGGACAAACCUCUGUUCCUUUUGUCAUUGGCUCAAUUCGGCUGGCCAUCCAAGACUAUACUCCACCCCGGAUCGAGCUGUUCUCAGAACCUGAAGGCCGGGGCAGAAUCUCAGAGUUUCUUCUUGACACAGAGGAAAUAGGUGCCUUUGGUUUGCCUCUGAAGACUGGAUCCAUCAAAGUCCACAGUGGAGUAUGGAUGAUAUACAGUGAUCCAGGGUUUCAGGGUCUGUUGGCGGUGUUGAUGACCGGAGAAUAUCCGUAUCCUGAAGAUUGGGGUUUUCCAGAGGUGGGGUCACUGAGACCUCUACAUAUGGGUGGUGUGAAAGUCCAAAACCCAAACGCUGUGAAGGCGGUGUUGUAUGAGAAAGCAGGUCUGCAAGGUCGCUGUGUUGAAGUUCAGGGAGAUGUGUUUUCUUGCAAAGGGAUAGACAGGGACUCGGGGGAUCGAGACAGUCAUGGAUUGAAAUCUGUGGAGUCCCUGAAGAUCCUCAGAGGCCUGUGGGUAGGAUAUGAGCAGGAAGGUUUCGAGGGGCAGCAGUUUGUUCUGGAGGAGGGAGAAUAUUUGGACUGGAGAGAUUGGGGUGGAACGGGUCAGAAUCUUUUCUCUCUGCGGCCUGUCAUCACGGACUUCUCUUCUCCUCACAUGAAGAUGUUUAGCAAUUUGGACUUCGCAGAGCGGGGUGUGAACAUUGACCUGCUGGAGCCACUGGAAAACCUUGCAAACACAGACUACGGUUUACAGACGCGCUCCAUUGAAGUCCUGUCUGGAGCAUGGAUUGUGUUUGAGGAACCCGGGUUCUGCGGUCAGCACUAUGUUCUAGAGAAAGGUCUGUACAGCAGUCCUGAGGAUUGGGGUUCAUCCAACAGCCGAAUUCUCUCAGUCAUGCCAGUUAUACUGGAAAAUCCGAGUUCUUCUCACUUCAAGAUUCAGAUGUUUUCAGAGCCUGAAUUCAGUGGUACAUCUGCAACAAUUGAGGAUAAAUUACCCAGAAUGCCUGAAGGCUUCAUUAUGUCUUCCUGUAGAGUUCUCACUGGAAGCUGGCUGGCGUUCGAUCGUGAGAGUUUUUCUGGAUCACAGUGUGUUGUGGAGGAGGGCGAUUAUCCCAACCUGAGGAUGCUGGGAUUCACACAACCCAACACACCAGUUCUCUCUCUCCAACCUGUUGGACAUGAGUUUUCUCUGCCAUCUAUAGUUCUGUUUGAGCGUUCUGGAUUCAGGGGUAGAAGAACUUUACUGAAGUCCAGCACAGUAAACCUUCAGCUAACAGAGAGCUGCACCAGGGUUUCAUCUAUACUGGUGGAGGGCGGCAUCUGGGUUCUCUAUGAGUCUAAUAACUUCAGAGGUUCUCAGUUCCUGCUGAAGCCAGGCGAGGUUCCUGAUUGGCCCAAACUUUCCAACUGGUCACGGCUCGGAUCACUCCGCCCGCUCAUUCAGAAACAAGUGCACAUUCGAUUACGGAACAAGGAGGCGGGGUUAAUGAUGUCUGUCUUCGAGUCAGUAGGAGAAUUGAUACGAAUCCAGGCAAGCGAGGAGACGGGUGGUGUGGAACAGAUCUGGAUCUAUCAGGACGGUCACUUGCUGUGCAAGGGUUUGCCCAACUGCUUUGUGGACGUCAGUUCUGGUGUCCUGAUGGCGGGCAGCAGGGCGGUUCUGUCUUCAGAACCAGAUAAACCUUAUCAGUUGUGGAGCAUCACGUCUGACGGUCUCAUCCGGAACAAUGCAGACCCAAACCUCGUACUGGAGGUCAAAGGAGGUCAACUUUUUGACAAAACUCAGAUUAUUCUCAAUGCAUUCCAACCAAACAAACUGAAUCAAAGAUGGUCACUGGAGCUUCUCUGAGCUGACGACAGGGAUUUGACUUAAGCUCUUUAAAGCUCCACCAGAGGGACCAAAGUCCUGUGAGGCAGCUGCACCAGAGGGACUACAGUCCUGUGAGGCAGCUGCACCAGAGGGACCACAGUCCUGUGAGGCAGCUGCACCAGAGGGACCAGUGUCCUGUGAGGCAGCUGCACCAGAGGGACCACAGUCCUGUGAGGAAACUGCACUAUAACCUUUGGACUAUAUAAAGCUGGACUAUAACCUGUGAUUAUUAUGGAAAUCUCAUUCUUUACAGAUUAACAAACAAGACGGGCUGGAUUAGGAUCCUGUUCUUUUGUCUCAUUUUACACGUGAAUAUGUGUGUAUUUACACAAGUUUACUUAAGCUGCCUCACAACAUCAUGAAGACAUUUUACAGAAGCAAAUACUUGAACAAUCCUCCCUCAUAAAUUCUCCCAUUUUCUAUCCUGUAAAUGCAUAAACAUACCUGUAUGGACAUUUGACUUGUUUUCCCUUCAGCUGUAUAAAAUUGUUUGUUUAUAA